AUGGUGAAUACAUCAAACAAGAGCCAUAAUGUUUUUGAGUUGAUUCCGAAGUAUAGCACGGCCACAAAUGAGGAGGUAAGCCAAGAGAUCGAGAUUAUCCUCAACACCUUUGAAAAUGCCAAAGUCGUAGGCCAAAAUAAGGUUCACAAAAAACUACGAAUCCCAAUCAGCUCCGAGACCCGCCCCACGUUUCACGCCCUGCUCGACAUCACCGUUGUGGAAGGCUAUCCCUAUGUCCCGCCAAGGGUGGAGCUGAUGUUUCCCGCCGGCACCCACCCCAAGGGCCCGGACGGCCUUACCAAGGAGGAGGCCACCCAGCUAAAGGAGGAGCUGAGCAGCAGCAUUCAGCCCUGUCGGUCCGUUGGGAUGCCUUGUAUGAUGCAAAUCGUGUCAACGGUGUUACAGUUCGUGAGCACCGAGCGCUCCCCAGUAGCGGAGGUCCAGGACAGGGACCCCAACGUCCCGACGUCCUCAGCUGUGUCAAAGUCCCCCGCACUCACCCCUGUGCCGCUGAAGGCGAAGGAUGCGCUUCGCCUGAGCGUGUUGGCGUUACAUCUAUUGCGAAAGUGCUGUUACAUGCGGGAUCCCGCGUCUCGAGUGGAGUGGAAUAGCAAUUUUGACUGGUUGUCAUCGUAUCUUAUCGAGAAAACCAACGUGUUUCCUCGAGCGGUGCGCGGACUGCUGCCAUGGAGAGGGGAGGGGUUCGCAAAGGCCUUCGCCAACGAAAUACAAACUGACGAGUACGCGGUGUCUCAGUGGUCAGAGCUUAAAGAAUGGUUCUGGAAGAGUGAGGAACUCCCACUACGAAUUCAGCAAGGAUCCGAAGGAAGAUACCAAAACGAAUUUAUCCAACAGAAGCUCCUUGGGUCUGGUGGCUUUGCUCCGGUGUAUAUGUGCCGAAAAAAAAUUGAUGGACGUUCCUAUGCCGUUAAAAAAAUUGUGAUGAAGGACAAUCAAUCGGAAAAGAUCAUUCGUGAAGUUCAAACACUGGCGGCCUUGAAUCACAAAAAUAUCGUUCGCUACUAUGAUGCGUGGGUAGAAGACGGAUGUGAUGAGGAGCUGAAAAGAUUUAUCGAAGACGACGAGCUUUCGGAAAAGGGGGGAAUCGAUAAGACCGCUGCUUCCGCUUGUGUCACCCGUCUUGUUAGUGAUUAUUCCUCAUCGGACUCAAGCCAUGAUUCCCUUACGGCCUCGUCUUCGUCUAUGAGCGACGAACACAGUGACACCGAAGAUGAGGAAAGCGAUGAAAGCUCCUGCGAAGUGGAAUUCCACAAUAAUGGUAACGAUCCCAAUAUUGGUCCUGCAUCCGUUCACUCGGAUCCUUCUCGUAAUCGACUUCAAACGCUUUAUAUUCAAAUGGAGUUGUGCUCUGCGACGUCACUGCGACAUUUGAUCGACGAAAGUGAUAAAGGUUGUGGUAUUUUUGCCUCCGAAAGGGGCGAAAAAGUUGCUGCUUCGAUUUUAAGGCAGCUCUUAGUAGUGAUAGCGCACACGCACCACGAAAAUAUUGUCCAUCGGGAUCUUAAACCUGACAAUGUGUUAUUUGAAAUGGGAAAUAGCCAGGUAGAGGGUGAGAUCGGAACCAUUCGCGUCGCUGAUUUUGGUCUAGCACGUGUCAUGAGUGGGCUGAAGCAAACCGCUAGUGCUUACAAACUUGAUGAUAUUAGCGAGUUGAUAGAUGUGCAGCACGAGCAGAAUGCUAAUUUCCCGACAGGCAAUUGUGGCUCCGUACUGUACUGCGCCCCUGAGCAGGAAAAGGGCAUUUACUAUGGGUUCAAGGUGGAUGAAUUUAGUAUAGGUAUGAUUGCCCUGGAGAUGUGGCUUUCGAUUCUGGGAAAAGGGUUUCGUGAGAGAUUCAACAUCAUGGAACAGGCAUGGGUGAAAGGAACCCUCCCAGAUUGGUUCAUACAGUGCAAACCACCCAUAGCCGAAGUGAUUGCAAGCUUGCUUGAACAUGACCAACAGAAUCGCCGCACCUGUGAAGAAGUAUUAAGUACCGCCGAGCUUCCGGGUGACCCUGUCGAUAUCAUUGAAGCUUUAGAAACAAUUGAUCGCUAUGGUGAGCGAUUUGCUUGUAGGGUCAUUCAAAAAAUUCAGAAAUUAGGUAUUCAGUACCGAAAACCCCCUCCCCAGUUACGAGCGAUGGCUCAAUUUCUUGGAUCGGUAGCGUGUGCACAAGCCGCACAAGCGGUCAACGUCGUAGGAAUUCUGCAUGGUAGCAUGCACGUUGGUUUUGUAGAUCCGCUCGUCCUGAUCAAUCCAGAUUUAAACGAACUUGGGGUUGAUGUGGUGACAGAUACUGCGGGACGUUCCUAUUCAUUCACAGCAUUACCCCAAUUGCCCGUUGCCUCAUUUUUGGGGAUGCAAGAGAAUGCGACUAUCGGGUCCUUUCAUUGUUUCUACCAUAAAGUUCGUUCCUAUGCAGUUUUUGUCACUCCAAUGUUGAACUCAGAUGUGUUUAGCGAAGGGCUUAUUGAUCCUUUCCUGAGUUUAAUACACUUGAUUUCGUUCAUGGAGUUAACAGAGCCCAUCAACAUCAUUAUUUCACACGCAGAUUGGCUUAAUGCGGUGUAUCCAAGACUAGGGCUUCACCAAUGUCAAAAUGAUUUUUCUAAACUUAGAACUUCUCUUGAUUCGACCGAAAAAUUUGGGCCAGCAAUUUCAUUGAUUAGUGAAACUCUUAGCAAAGUAGGGUUAGUCUGUUCCUUUAAUCGGGAUGAACUUCUUCGCAAGUUUUCACUCACCAUGAUCAACGCAAUCCAUUUAUUUGGAAAACAUUUAUCGUCGCACAUCUCAAUUAUCCUUGACCCCACACUAUUCCCAAGUGAGACCUUGAAUCACCACCAUAGUAUUGAUCGUGGGAUUAUUCUAGAAUGUCGUACGGCCUCCGGAAUAGCGUUUGCCUUUGGCUGCAGUAUGGAUAAUUACAUAUCCAAGUGUACCGUCACCAACCCUGAUAUGAAUGGCUAUUCCAUUGUUGUGGAUAUUUACGAAAUGGCAACCAAUUGGAAACAUUUAUAUAUUCCAACCAUGGAAGGUAUUUUAGAUGGCGUGGCCAUACGGCGCCAGGACUUAUAUUCGCAAUCCCAUCAGGACAAUGUUGUGGAGGCAGCUGUGAAGUUAUGGAAGAGCAACACCCCAGCGUAUUUAAGCAUCGAUAACGAUUUACAUGCCUUGGUGAAAAAGAUGAAAGGGAAAAAGCUGCGCUGGGUCCUUUUUGACGGAAAGCGAUUAGUCCCAGCAUCAUGCAUUCAUCAAAACAAAGCUCCAAAAUAUUCUGACAUCUCGAUCGAUAAGCUCUGUGAUACGGUUAGAUCCCUUUCUUUAAAGGAUAGACAAUUGUCCUCGAAAACAAAUGCUGAUGUGAUCUUUAUUUCUAUGAAUGAAGACUUCCAGGUUGCUGAGGAGGCCAAAGAAAUACUCAACUCAAUGACAGCAAUUAAGUGGUCACCUAUUGUAAUCAUGAAUAUUAAAUUGACUGAUAUCGAGGCGUGUUUUGACGAAAAAAAGCGGUCUGUAGAACUUUCGCAGCCUCAACAGGCGCUAUUUCAGUGGUUAGGAGCGAAUAAUGCACUGCUUGGCGUAACGCCUAUUUAUUCGUUCGAAGAUGGCAAAAUCACUUUUUUCAUAAAUCACAAAAAAUUCAAAGCUGUACAAAAAAAAGAGAAAGGCAAACGUAAAAAGAAAUAG
Messenger RNA from Phytomonas sp. Hart1, 3690 nucleotides. Lineage: Eukaryota; Euglenozoa; Kinetoplastea; Trypanosomatida; Trypanosomatidae. The record is from the annotation of a GenBank genome assembly.